Molecule: messenger RNA, 2829 nt
Organism: Propithecus coquereli (Coquerel's sifaka)
Lineage: Eukaryota; Metazoa; Chordata; Mammalia; Primates; Indriidae
Gene: SLC8B1
Product: solute carrier family 8 (sodium/lithium/calcium exchanger), member B1
Exons: 16
Coding region: 180-1931 (583 amino acids)
Biological process (GO): intracellular calcium ion homeostasis; calcium export from the mitochondrion
Cellular component (GO): membrane
Molecular function (GO): calcium:sodium antiporter activity
Source: RefSeq, a predicted model, not a curated record
GCGCCCGGCGGGCGGGGACCGGGAAGGCCGCGAGGCCCGGCUGAGUCGAGGUUCCGAGUUUGCGGGUCCCAGGCCCGGGCCGAGCUCUACCCUGCAGGUCACUGGAGCCGCCAGCCGUUUGCAACUGAACUACUGCAGAAGGGGAAGUGGACAGUGAGGCCCAGGCCCCGUGGGGGCCGAUGGCCGGCAGAUGGCUGCAUCUGUGCCGGGUGCAGGGUUUGCUCUGUGUGCCGCUGAUGGUGGAGACAGUGUCUGGGGCCAGGGGCCUGUCUACAGGGGCCCACAUUAGCCCCCAGUUCCCAGCCUUAGGUGUGAACCAGACCCCCGUAAAAGACUGUCGCGACGUGUGUGGCCUGAAUGCCUCUGAGCGCUGCAGCUUCAUCCGGACCAACCCCGACUGCCGCAGCGGAGGGGGCUACUUGGACUACCUGGAAGGCAUCUUCUGCCACUUCCCUCCCUCCCUCCUCCCUCUGGCCGUCACCCUCUAUGUUUUCUGGCUGUUUUACCUGUUUCUGAUUCUGGGCGUCACCGCGGCGAAGUUUUUCUGCCCCAACUUGUCGGCCAUUUCCACCACCCUCAAGCUGUCCCACAACGUGGCAGGUGUCACCUUCCUGGCCUUUGGGAACGGCGCACCCGAUAUCUUCAGUGCCCUGGUGGCUUUCUCGGACCCACGCACAGCCGGCCUGGCCCUCGGGGCGCUGUUUGGUGCGGGCGUGCUGGUGACCACGGUGGUGGCCGGAGGCAUCGCCACCCUGCACCCCUUCACGGCUGCCUCUAGGCCCUUCCUCAGGGACAUCGUUUUCUACAUGGUGGCCGUGUUCCUGACCUUCACCGUGCUCUUCCGAGGCAGGGUCACGCUGGCGUGGGCCCUGGGUUACCUGGGCUUGUAUGCGUUCUAUGUGGUCACUGUGAUUCUCUGCACCUGGGUCUACCGAUGGCAGCGGAGAAGAUCUCUGGGCUACUCGGUGCCGGGGACCCCGGAGGUCCUCUCGGAUUCCGAGGAGGACCGGGCGUCUUCUAACACCAACAGCUAUGACUACGGGGAUGAAUACCGGCCGCUGUUGUACCAGGAGACCACGGCCGAGAUCCUGGCCCACGCCCUCAACCCCCUGGAUCUCAGGAAGUGGAGAAGCAAGUCCGCGUACUGGAGGGCCCUCAAGGUGUUCAAGUUGCCCGUGGAGUUCCUGCUGCUCCUCACCGUCCCCGUCGUGGACCCGGACAGGGACGACCGGAACUGGAAACGGCCCCUCAACUGCCUGCACCUGGUCGUCAGCCCCCUGGUCCUCGUCCUGACCCUGCAGUCGGGGGUCUAUGGCGUCUAUGAGAUCGGUGGCCUCCUUCCCGUCUGGGCCGUGGUGGUGAUCGCAGGCACGGCCUUGGCUUCGGUGACCUUCUUCGCCACAUCCAACCGCAAGCCCCCCAGGCUUCACUGGCUCUUUGCUUUCCUGGGCUUCCUGACCAGCGCCCUGUGGAUCAACGCGGCUGCCACAGAGGUCGUGAACAUCUUGCGGUCCCUGGGCGUGGUCUUCCGGCUGAGCAACACUGUCCUGGGGCUCACACUGCUGGCCUGGGGGAACAGCAUCGGAGAUGUCUUCUCAGAUUUCACACUGGCUCGCCAGGGCUACCCGCGGAUGGCAUUCUCGGCCUGUUUCGGUGGCAUCAUCUUCAACAUCCUCGUGGGCGUGGGGCUGGGCUGCCUGCUCCAGAUCUCCCGGAGCCACGUGGACGUGAAGCUGGAGCCAGACGGGCUGCUCGCGUGGGUCCUGGCCGGCGCGCUGGGGCUCAGCCUGGUCUUCUCCCUGGUGGCCGUACCGCUGCAGUGCUUCCAGCUCAGCAAGGUCUACGGCUUCUGCCUGCUCCUCUUCUACCUGAACUUCCUUGUCGUGGCCCUGCUCACUGAAUUCGGAGUGAUUCACUUGAGAAGCGUGUGACUGAAGCCGCCUGGCGGUGUAGCCUCCUGCGAGGGGAGGACUGGGGGCCGGAGCACCCUCCGCAGAGCCCGUGCACGCGGGUGGCUCCCGCUGCUUGCUGGCCGGAAGUCGCUGCUGUGAGCAGAGAGAACCGCUGCGUCCCUGCAGCUGCCAGCACCCCACAGGCCUCCUUGCCGGGACUUUGAAAACUGGGCUUUGCUCUGGACACGGGGUCCAGACAGAAGCUUUACGAGGCCUCCUCGAAUUAGCUCUGGAGCUCUCUGGGGAGGACGGGGUUGGGGAAGGGGAGGGCGGGCUGCCUUCCAGGCCGUGCUGGAACACCCCGAAGUGCCACGGCUGGAGGCACCUGCGGAGACGCAGGCUCUGCCCGUCCCCCUCACUGGGCUCCAGGCCUUCUGGCGCCACCUCCUCAGGGUGCAAGUGGCUGCCCAGCCUUGACUCAGAGAAUCAGGGUGACAGGACACCCCAGGCCUCUGGCCACCGAGGGCUGAGCUCUCGAGCUGCACCAACUGACACAGAAUCUGAGAUAACCUAAUUUUCAACGUCUUGGAAGUUGUCAUGUUAAUAGAGCCCAAAGUGGGUGCAACACACAGCGAUGUAUUUCACUGAACCCACUGCCUCCCUAACCCCGGCCAGCCUGCGCCGCGCGGACGGCACGGCUGCACCCUCCUCCUCGCACGCUGCCCCUGGCUGGCCAGACUCCUCUGUGCCCGGAACCUUGGGAGUCCCCAGCUGCAAAGCAGGAGUCAGAUUGCGUCCUGUGCCUACCUCGGGGGCUCCUGGUGCCUUCCCGCUGUCACGCAGCGACCCGCCUUUGAAAUAAGCAACUUCAGUCUGCCCAUUUGCCUUAGCAGGUCAAGAAAAGGGAUUCAACUGUCUUUUUUCCAAAUAAAAAAUG